Myxocyprinus asiaticus (Chinese sucker) is the source of this 561-nucleotide messenger RNA. Its product is annotated as BTB/POZ domain-containing adapter for CUL3-mediated RhoA degradation protein 1-like. The record is from RefSeq and is a predicted model, not a curated record. Gene Ontology annotation, cellular component: Cul3-RING ubiquitin ligase complex. Gene Ontology annotation, molecular function: ubiquitin-protein transferase activity. Gene Ontology annotation, biological process: proteasome-mediated ubiquitin-dependent protein catabolic process; protein homooligomerization; negative regulation of Rho protein signal transduction. Lineage: Eukaryota; Metazoa; Chordata; Actinopteri; Cypriniformes; Catostomidae. The transcript is spliced from 5 exons. Bases 1 to 561 code for a protein of 186 amino acids.
AUGGUUUCCGGAGAUGGUGGAGCUACUGGCUGGGUGGUGCUGGACAGAUGUGGGCGACACUUUUCCCUGGUACUGAACUUCCUGCGGGACGGGACAGUUCCUUUGCCAGAGAGCACAUUGGAGCUGGAGGAGCUGUUGAAGGAGGCACAGUACUACAGCCUCCAGGGCCUUGUGCAGCACUGCCUCACCAACAUACAGAAACACAGGGAUGUCUGCAGGGGAUGUCACAUUCCUAUGAUCACUUCAUCCAAAGAGGAGCAGAGGAUGAUAGUCACCUGUAGGAAGCCAGUGGUGAAACUGCAGAAUAACAGAGGGAACAAUAAAUACUCCUAUACCAGCAACUCAGAUGAUAACCUCCUGAAGAACAUCGAGCUGUUUGAUAAACUGGGGCUGCGAUUCAAUGGCAGAGUGUUGUUCAUUAAAGACGUGUUGGGAGAUGAGAUAUGCUGCUGGUCUUUCUAUGGCGAGGGACGCAAGAUUGCUGAAGUCUGCUGCACCUCCAUUAUUUAUGCAACUGAGAAGAAACAGACCAAAGUGUGUCAAAGGGAAUUAAAGGAAUAA